This is a messenger RNA of Acanthocheilonema viteae, 999 nucleotides long. NCBI's taxonomy places the organism in Eukaryota, Metazoa, Nematoda, Chromadorea, Rhabditida, Onchocercidae. The record is from the annotation of a GenBank genome assembly.
AUGAUGAGCAAUGACGGUUGUUUACUUUUCGUUAUGUUCAUUAUGAAAUUGUGCGAUGGUAAUAAACAAGAAGUAUCACUACCCAUCAGGAGGACCACUAAGCCAUUGGGACACUUGGAUUUGUUGGAAUGCGCGAUGCUCGAACCUGCCGAAUACGACAAGCAAUCAGCCAGAGGUUUAUGUCCGCCUCAACCCACGAAGAUUCUAAAGACAUUUGGAAUUAAACUGAAAAAAUUAUAUUUUGGAAAAUCUCCUUGGUUGAUGAGGAAAAAGAAAAAGGAAAAGCAAGACUGGUUAAUGAAAAAAAGAUUCAUAACGAAGACAGUAUUUUUGGGAAAACAAUCGUUUUACCAAUUGCGGUUGCAAAAUGUUGAUUUUGAUUUUGAGCUGAUCGAAGGAUUAUUUUUGAUAUUGGAAUGUCCAACAAGAAGAAAAGUAAAGGAACCAAACAUUGAAUGGUAUCUGGAUGGUUCACCAAUAAUUACUGAUUCUCGGUUGUCUUGGAGGGUCAAGCUCACACCACUGAAAUAUCUUCAGAUUUGGCCGCUAAUGGUAAUCCGAGAUGAGGGACGAUAUGAAUGUUUUAUUGAUGGCAAAUCAUAUGGAUCUGUCACUCUACAUAUCAUUACUGUAGCAGAAGGACUUAGCCGAGGCACGAUCAAUUACUUCAUAACAAUGAUGCUUUCCAUGCCAUUCGUUGCAUUUGCAAUUUUCUAUCGUUUGUUGCAUCCACAACGUGAAGCAAUAAUGUUGGAUAGUCCUAUAACUGAUUUCUACGAGAAAAUUUUGGAUCUUACAACAAAGGAGAUAAAGGUACUUCUCUUGUAUCAUUGGACUACUUAUAUCACUGAACGGUUUUCGUUAGCAGGGAAAAAUAUGAGAAAUAAUCGUGAUGUGGUGAUGACAAUUUUGAAUGUGGCUGAAAUAAAUCAACACAAAAAUUACAGUGCGAACAAACAGAAAAUGAAGUUCGGACGGCUAAAUCAUUUGAAAUUGUGA